This is a messenger RNA of Gymnodraco acuticeps, 1025 nucleotides long. RefSeq names its product immediate early response 3 (gene ier3). The transcript has a single exon. Gene Ontology annotation, biological process: negative regulation of apoptotic process. The record is from RefSeq and is a predicted model, not a curated record. Lineage: Eukaryota; Metazoa; Chordata; Actinopteri; Perciformes; Bathydraconidae. The coding region runs from base 47 to 628 and encodes 193 amino acids.
CGAGAGAGUAACACAGAGAGAGAAAACGACACAACACUCAAAGAAAAUGUACUCACGAUCAAACAGCAUGACCCUGACUGUACAGCAGGAGAGAUAUGGCUUAUCCAGGAUGGCGACCCGCAGCACGGAGCCCGAGGUAUUCACCUUCGAGCGGAUACCGACUCAGGCCACCGCCGUGCGCUCCUGCAUGCCGAUCCGACCGAAGAAGCGCUGCACCCGGGUGAUGUAUCCCGCUAAAGUCCGCAUGCACCUUCCACCACAGGAGACAUCCCAGGUCAAGCGCUGGCUGGUCAUCCUGUGUCUUGUGGUGCUGUGGCAGAUCUACACCGAGGAGCCCUGCGCCGACACGCCGCUGGGCAGCUCGGACAGCUCUGUCAGCGACUACCAGGGGUUCCCCUUACAGGGUGCGGAGGAUCAGGCCCAGCUCACAGUGUUCAGCGCCAGCUCAGAGCUCAUGUCAUCCACACCGAGCAGCUGUGAGGACGACGGCUCAUUCAGCGAGCAGAUCAUCCCGAACACAUGUCCCAAGCCCGGUCAGGAGACGGAGAGCAGCCAGUUCGAGCAGAGCGCCGGGAAGAGCUACGUGGUGGCUCUGCUGGUCUACCACAGACUGGGCAGCGACAACUAAACCUCCCUGGACUGGGUUACCUGUAAACCACCACCUGUGUGUGGAAAUAAAACACAGCAGGAGUUGAUCCUGAGCAGCUACCUCGACACGCAGCUCCAUGCGCCGGCUUCUCCCUGCCAGCAGUCCCCUUGAGAGAGGAGGAAGACACAAGUCUGGAAAAGAAACACUUGGAAGAAAGAAUGAACUGUGAACCCUGACAACAAACUUGAACUUAAAAAAACUUGAAUUUAUGUGUGUGAUUUACACACGGACUUUACUGCACUCUAACUUUAUGUUUUACAUUCUGGUUAUUGUCAUGAAAAACCAGCUGAAACUGACAAUGUCUUGUCUUAUUUAGUUAUUUAUUCUAUUUGCUAUUUAUUGAUUGAUAAUUUAAAUAAAAAAAUGUCGAAAAGAA